Molecule: messenger RNA, 5436 nt
Organism: Malurus melanocephalus (red-backed fairy wren)
Lineage: Eukaryota; Metazoa; Chordata; Aves; Passeriformes; Maluridae
Gene: SMC5
Product: structural maintenance of chromosomes 5
Exons: 24
Coding region: 75-3263 (1062 amino acids)
Biological process (GO): double-strand break repair via homologous recombination
Cellular component (GO): Smc5-Smc6 complex
Molecular function (GO): ATP binding; ATP hydrolysis activity
Source: RefSeq, a predicted model, not a curated record
CCCGCCCCCUCGGGCAGCGGGCGCGCAGCGCGGGCUCGGCCUCCGCGGGAGGAAGCGCCGGGCUCGRGGGGAACAUGGCGGCGGCGCAGGGAAUGAGAGACGGGCGCAGGAUGCCUGGGAAAGCUGGCGAGUCCCGCCGCCCCUUCGUCCUGGGCUCCAUUGUGAGGAUCUUCAUGGAGAACUUUCUAACAUACAAUGUCUGUGAAGUGUAUCCAGGGCCCAACCUGAACGUGGUUGUAGGUGCUAAUGGCACAGGCAAGUCAAGCAUUGUUUGUGCCAUCUGCCUGGGACUGGCUGGAAAACCUUCUUUCCUAGGGAGAGCUGAUAAGAUCAGUCUCUUUGUGAAGCAGGGUUGCAUGAAAGGCAUGGUGGAGAUUGAACUGUGUAAGUCACCAGAGAAUAUUAUUAUCGGCCGUGAGAUUCAUGUCGUGAGCAACGCUUCGGUGUGGUUUAUCAACAGAAAGCCAGCAACCCUGAAAGCAGUAGAAGAACAGAUUGCAGCCUUAAACAUCCAGGUGGACAAUUUGUGCCAGUUUCUUCCUCAGGACAAAGUUGGAGAAUUUACAAAACUGACUAAGACUGAGUUACUCGAAGCCACCGAGAAAUCCAUUGGUUCUCCAGAAAUGUACCAGUUUCAUUGUGAACUGAAAAAUUUCAGGGAAAAGGAAAGAGAACUGGAGAAAUUGUGCAGAGAAAAAACCACCUCACUGGAGAAAAUGAAACAGAGAGUUGAACGGUACAAACAAGAUGUUGAAAGAUACCAUGAAUGCAAGCGCCAUGUAUAUUUAAUAGAGAUGCUUGAGAGGAAAAGGCCAUGGGUGGAAUAUGAAAAUGUUCGUGAGCAGCAUGAAGAAGUGAAACAAAGCCGAAACCAAGUUAAGAAAGAAUUGAAGCGUCUGAAAGAAAUGCAGGCCCCAUGCUCAAAAAAAAUCCAAGAAGCUGAAGAAAAUUUAAAGAGUCUGGAUAUGAAAAUCAGAGACAAUACUGAAGCAAUCAGAAAUAUUUCCCAGAAAUGUAAAGAGAAGCAAGAUGCUUUGGAGAUGAAAGAUAAACAAAUUGAAGAAAUAAAUCAAGCAUUCAGAAUGAAAAAAGAUGAAGAAACAAACAGGCAGAAGAAAAUACACCAAACUCAAAAAAUUAUAGAGGAGUGGAAGAAAGAGUUGGAUACAAUGUCAGUCUGUGAGAAUCUUCAGCCACAAAUUGAUGCUGUUAAUGUUGAGCUGAAAAAAUUACAAGAAGAAAGGGCAAAUACUGAUAAUGAUGUCAGUGAUCUAAAAGCAGAAAAAAACAACCAAGAGCAGGAACGGAAAAGAAUAAUUGAUCGCCUUGGACAACUUAAUAAUAUAAUGCAUAUGAAGGAAGAGAACCUUAAAGUGAAAUUCCGAGACACACACUCUGCUCUUAUGUGGCUAAGAAAGAACAAAGACAAGUUUAAAAAAAAAGCUUGUGAACCCAUGAUGCUUGAAAUAAAUGUGAAAGACAACAGACAUGCUAAAUACAUUGAAAACCACAUUUCGUCCAAUGACAUGAGGGCUUUCGUUUUUGAGAGUCAAGAAGAUAUGGAGACAUUUCUGGUGGAGAUGCGUGAUCAUCAGAAACUAAGAGUGAAUGCUGURUGUGCACCUGCUGAAUCAUGUGCUGAAAAACUACCUUCAAGACCUAUUGAAGAAUUACACCAAUAUGGAUUUUACUCAUAUUUACGAGAAUUAUUUGAUGCUCCUCACCCUGUGAUCAGUUACCUUUGUUCCCAGUACCGUGUUCAUGAUGUUCCUGUGGGAACAGAGAAGACAAGAGACAUGAUUGAAAGGGUCRUACAGGAAACCAAUCUGAGGCAAAUGUACACAGCAGAAGAAAGAUAUGUCAUUAAAGUAUCUUGUUACACAAAACAAAACAUCUCUAGCAACACAUGCUUGAAGGAGGCACAAUUUCUCUCUAGUUCAGUGGAUGCAGAUGAAAGAGGACAGUUGGAAAACCAGAAACAGGCCAUUGAUAACUUGUUAAAGUCAUUGGAUGCACGUUUGGCUUCACUGUUCGGGAAACAGAAACAUCUGGAACACAAAGACAAUAAACUCAGGCAAGAGAAGAAGGAGCUUUUAGAGAGAGGAAACCGAAGGAGACAGUUGGAAUCAAAAAUUGCUGUGAAGUAUGAUAGUUUAAGACAGCUUGAACAAGAUGCUAUUGACCUAGAGAAGGAAUUUAAUCUGGCAAAUAUGAAGAUCAAAGAAAUAAAUAAACAGAAAGCAGAAAUUAUGACUGAAUUGACGCAUCUCAUGAAGAAGAACAUACCACUGAACGUCGUGAAAGUAGCUUUGGCUCUUCAGAUGACCAGAAUGACUUCUGAGAAGAACAGACUACAAGCGGACUACAAAGCAGGAAAUGGGCAGCUAAGAGAUGCACAGCAACGUUUUCAAGAACUGGCUAAUAGGAAGCAACUUCUUUAUGAGAAAUGCAUGAAGUUGAUGAAACAAGCUCGACAGGUCUGCAGAUUGGGUCCAGAUCAAGGUUUUCCGGAAGAAUUUAAAAUCGCUUUUCAGACUCUUCCAAACACACUGGAGGAAAUUGAUGCUUUUCUGAAUGAAGAGAAAACCAGGGCUUCCUGUUUUACAGGCCUCACUGCUUCRGUUGUUGAAGAAUACAAUAAGCAAACACAAGAAAUACAGCAGUUGACAGAAUAUCUAGAAAAAAAGAAAACUGAGUUGAAUAACUAUAAGCAAAACAUUUCAGAGGUCAAAGAAAAGUGGCUAAAGCUCGUGAAAGUGAUGAUUGAACAAAUUAAUGGAAAGUUCAGUAAGUUCUUUAGUUCUAUGCAGUGUGUUGGUGAAGUUGAUCUUCAUGUGGAAAAAGAGGAGGAGUACGAGAAGUAUGGGAUUCGCAUUAGAGUCAAAUUCCACAAUAGCACUGAACUUCAUGAAUUGACUCCGUAUCAUCAUAGUGGAGGUGAGAAAACUGUUUCCACUAUGUUGUACCUGAUGGCUCUGCAAGAACUCAACAGAUGUCCUUUCAGAGUUGUUGAUGAAAUAAAUCAGGGAAUGGACCCAAUGAAUGAGAGAAGAGUUUUUGAAAUGGUUGUGGAAACUGCUUGUAAAAAAAGCACAUCUCAGUACUUCUUCAUUACACCAAAGCUCCUGAAGAAUCUCACUUACAAUGACAAGAUGACUAUGCUGUUUGUCUACAAUGGGCCUUUUAUGCUGGAGACAUACCGAUGGAAUAUGAAGGACAUCAAGAGGCGGCAACGGCGGCGGCUUGCAAGCAUGAAAGAAUAGUGAUUUAUAGCUAUAACUGUUAAACAUUUGGAAAUAGAGGUCAUCAACAGAAUGUUUAAUACCUAAAAUAAAGUCUUGAUUAUUAAGUUAAGUAUUAAAAAAGUAAAAUUCAACAAUUUAAUGACUGCUUUAUUUUGAGUACGUGUUUUUCUUAACAGCAUCCUGGCAAUGACCUUUGCUAGUGAAACUGAUAUGUCAGGCUUUGAUAUUCACGUAUCCAAAAUAAAAUAACCCAGUACAAAAUACGAGCUAGAAUCUGAAAGGUUUUAUGUAUUAAAGGGUAAAUGCUGUAAUUAUUUUUUUAAUAGAUAGAKGAGCCUUCAGUGCAGUAGAGAACCACACAUUUUUGUUACUGCAGGCCACUGUUGGUCUGUGGAAUUAUCUGACUGUGAAAUGAGUUUCUGGAGUAAGUUGAUUAGUAUYCCAACGCAAGUAUUUAACAGAAAAGGUAAAAGUGUGGCAAUUCAGGCUCUCGGUAAGCAGAGUAUCUUCAAUGUAGUUGAGGCUACAGGUCUCUCUGUUCACUGUAUUGAAAGAACUUGAUUUUAAAACUAUUCUUCAAAACUGACUAUUAUCUAUCCAUGUGAAUUUCUUUUCCUGUACUCUCUGCCAUUAUUAUUUUUACUGUUACUGUUUGUUCUUAUAUCACUUUACUGUUUGCAGUAAUUAUCUGUCUCAACCUGUGAUCUUUGUGUUUUGUGCCUCCAGUUCUCCUCUCCAACACACUGCAGCAGGAGGGGAAAACAGAGCGAGAGAGCAGUGUCCCGUCUAGAGAGCCUUGGUGGAGGAGUACCAGUGGGGAGUACCAUUCCUAAACCAAGGCAGAUUGGCACAGUAUCUGAUGGGAGGUGUCUGACAAGAGACCUACAUCAUAGGAAGCAGGGAGUGGGGAACCUUGGCACUCCAGCUUUGUUACAUAAAUUUGUUAAAAGAAUUACUCUCUUCACUUCUGACUCACUAAUACAGGGUCCAAAAUUGCUUUUCCUAGAACUUUCUGUUUUCCCCAUACCUUGCUAAUUAAGAAUAAAACCAUGGUUCAGUACGCUAUUGUUUGGGAGAGAAAGGAGAUGUAGAAGAGAGUUAAUCCUCCUCUGCUCCAAGAAUUCUUCACCUGUUCCUGUCUGAACAUCUGAAAAUCACAUGAAUGUUUCUAUGCUAGUGCAGCCAGACUAGGCUUGCCAGAAAAAGUGCUUCUAUGAGGCUUGUUAAUGCAGUGUCCUUUGCAUAUUGCAGUAGCCUGGCUGAAGGGCAAUUUUUUUUUUGUAGCAGUGUCUGAUCUAGUAGUUGCUGUACCUUAUUUUAUUUUGGUGUUAACUUCAACCAUUGAUAAGGCUGAACUAGUAGGGAGASGGGAGAUGACUGCAGAAAGCAGAUAUUUUUAGCCACUGAAAGCUUUUCCAGCUUGACUGUAGCAGUGGUGAAAGCCAGCAGGGAAAGCAUCAAAAAUAAAGGUCAGUGGCAUCAGCAGGGCCAGAAGUAACAGGGGAUAAGCAGCACUACAGCAGCUAACCUACCAGCCUCUCCUGUAGCUCAGUUCUUGCCCUGUGGUGCAGUCCUCUGACACCUAUUCCCAUCUUUAUGCUUUCCACCAGACUCCACUAGGUUUUCUCCACUAAUCUGCUCCCCUAUUGUUCUUGAGGUAAUUCCCCAGUUUCCAGUCUUCUGUUGAUCCAUUAGGCCCACUAGGCCAAUGGGGUUUUUUUGACUGUUGUACUGAUUUUGACUGGGAUAAUUUUCUUCAUAGAGGCUUGUGUGAGAUUGUGCUUUGGGUUUGUGGCCAGAACACUGUUGGUUGUGUAGGGAUGUUUUAGCUAAUGCUGGGCAGUGCUUGCACUGCAUUGAGACCUUUUCUGUUUCUCACACUGCCCCACUAGCACAAGUUUACAGGAAGYUGGGAAGGGGCACAGGCAAGAUAGCUGACCCCAACUGACCAAAGGGCUAUAUCAUGCUGUAUGACAUUGUCCUCAGCAAUAAAAACUAGGAAGAAGAAGGAAGGGUGUUUUGAGUUCUGUCUUCUGAAGUAACAACUGUGUGUGAUGGAGCCCUGCUUUUCUGGAGGAAUAGCUGAACAUCUGCCUGUUGAUAGGAAAUAAUGGAUGAAUUCCUUGUUUUGCCUGGCUUGUGCACCCAGCUUUUACUUUUGCAAUUAAACACUUUUUAUCUCAACCCACAA